Molecule: messenger RNA, 1290 nt
Organism: Dovyalis caffra
Lineage: Eukaryota; Viridiplantae; Streptophyta; Magnoliopsida; Malpighiales; Salicaceae
Source: the annotation of a GenBank genome assembly
AUGGCAAAGAAAAGGUGCUGGCUUGGUUGGGUGAGGAGGCUCUUUGUCUCUGAGCAAAAACCAAAAGCAGAAAAGAAAUCAAAGAGUUGGAAAUGGGUUCUUGGAGGGCUCAAAGUCAAACAAUGCCCUGCACUUCCAGCGCCACAGGUCAAUGAAGCAACAGAAACACAGAGGAAGUAUGCUUUGACUGUUGCCCUUGCAACAGCAGCUGCAGCUGAGGCUGCCGUUGCUGCUGCUCAUGCUGCAGCUGAGGUUGUCCGGCUCACGGGUGCUUCACAGCCUUCCCACCAUUUCACCAAGGGAGUCGAAACUUUGGCUGCCAUUAAGAUACAGAGCGCUUUCCGUGCAUACCUUGCAAGGAAAGCCUUGCGAGCACUAAAAGGAUUGGUGAAGCUUCAAGCCAUUGUUCGUGGACAAGCUGUGAGACGCCAAGCAGUCAUCAAAUUGAAGCAUCUGCCAUCAAAAGCAAAAAGGCGGUCAGAGGUCCAGGCAAAAGGUAUUGCCUCUGCAAAUGGAGUUUGUAAAAAUGGUGAAAAUAAACAGUUCAUCAAGUCAAAGCAGGAGGUGCGAGAGAAGGAAAAUAAGGGGAAGAACCAUAAAAAGGAUACGCAACCAGUUCAUAUGCUUGAGUUCAACAGCCAAAGAAGUUGGGAUUAUAGCAUGCUUUCAAAGGAAGAUGUGGAAGCUCUGUGGUUUAAAAAGCAAGAGGCUAACAUCAAAAGAGAUCGAAUGAUGAAAUACUCAUUUUCCCACCAGGAGAGAGGGAAUAGUCUGCUGGAAGAAUCGCUGCUGGCCAAGGAAAGUGGUAGAAAGAGUCACCGGAUGGAACAGUGGCCAAACAAAGAAGCCAAUAGUAGAGAAAGGAUGGAGAAUUUGAAAUCAACUUCCAUCUCUAAUCUGUUUACUCGUGAUAUAUUCAGCCCUGCACAAAUUAAGACCAAAAGUACUCGGAAACAGGAUUUUAUAGAAGGAUUAAAUACCCCGGUGUCCUUCCCCAGAAGAUCAUUUGGCCACGCACGACCAAGUUUGGCUGGAGAUGGUAAUUCCUUGCCAAAUUCUCCAGUUUUUCCUACAUAUAUGGCUGCAACACAAUCUGCAAAGUUAAAGGCAAGGUCGAUGAGCACACCAAAGCAACGAGUAGGUUUUCAAGAUUCUUGCUUUGAGCAGAACUUUCCAUAUAAGAAUGGACUCUCUCUUUGGUCUACGUAUAAUGGUGAAUCGCUUGGCAUUAGAAGAAAGAGCACUGGUGCUUCUCAGAAUCUCUCUUUGAGCAUAAAUGGACAUUACUGA